Megalobrama amblycephala (Wuchang bream) is the source of this 3387-nucleotide messenger RNA. RefSeq names its product hyaluronidase 3 (gene hyal3). The transcript is spliced from 4 exons. Bases 784 to 2127 code for a protein of 447 amino acids. Gene Ontology annotation, biological process: hyaluronan catabolic process; carbohydrate metabolic process. Gene Ontology annotation, molecular function: hyalurononglucosaminidase activity. The record is from RefSeq and is a predicted model, not a curated record. Lineage: Eukaryota; Metazoa; Chordata; Actinopteri; Cypriniformes; Xenocyprididae. Gene Ontology annotation, cellular component: acrosomal vesicle.
AUCACAGAUAAGAACUAAUAUAAACUAAAUCCGAAAUAAAUUGCAUGUGUCUCUCACAAGCAGUUGAACGGGAAUCGUAACCGCUUGCUCUGUUUGUUUAACGUUAUCUGUUCACUUCUCUGACUUGCGGUCUGUCGUGUUGUGCUCUUGACUGUUGCGGUAUGCUGUUAAUGUUGCUUUAAAGAAAUAGCUUUUAGCUAUUAAUUUUGUGAACAUAAUACGAUACCUCAAGCUCUUGCCAUAUUUAGAAAUGUUAAAUCAAACUUCUCUCAGUUCCUGUUAGAGAGCCGCGUGGCCUUUGGCGAAUGAAUGACUCGUAGGUUAGAGAAUUCAGAAUAUCCCUACUUGAGUGUUUCUGUCCGGCUGGGCAUCACUGUCAGUCUGAAUGAAACAAAUACUUCAUAAGGUUCAGCUUAAAACCAGAGCUCAACUGAUUUUAAUGUAAACCAGACAGAAAUGACCAUAAAAUUCCAUUAUUCCAUGGACAAGUUAAAUUACUUUAAAUAGCUUUACUGUCUCUCUCUCUCUCCAUAUUAGGGCCUGCAAACGUUUAUAGCACAACCUUUUCAAAAACCCACAUACUUCCCAUCAGCAUUUCACACUUGGCCUGUUAAAGUAAAAAAAAGAAGCUGUUGAAAGUUGUUUCCUUUCAUUACUGAUCUACAACCAGCCUCUAAAACCAAAGUAAUUAAUACAUGAGAACUAACUAAACUGACUCCAGGCCAGUGUUAAAGGGAGCUUACAUAGAAAGCCUCUUGUUUCCUGAUUUUAACCCUCAGUUGCAUGAGAGAUAGUUUUGAAAUAUUAACUGGUAGUUCUGUCUCUCUGAGCGCUGCAGGCAUGCUUUUGAGAUCUUCUAUUCCACAUCCCAUCUUCACCUUAGCCCUGUCAAUCAUUUUGUCUCCCAGCAACCCUGUUCAGAACAUGGUUCAGGGGGUGGAGUCUGUCAUCGGGAGGCGUGGCUUUUCAGUGGUCUGGAAUAUGCCUACAGCUCGGUGUCAGCGUCGAUAUGGUGUCUCCCUGCCGCUGCAUCAGUACAACAUUAUACAUAACUCACAGCAGAGAUUUCAAGGUCAGAAGAUGAGCAUAUUUUAUCAGCGCCGUCUGGGCCUCUACCCCUACAUCAACCGUCAGGAGUUAAAAGUCAAUGGUGGCCUGCCUCAACAAGGAUCCCUAAAGGCUCAUCUCUCAUUGGCUGAGGCGCAGAUCACUGAAGUGUUGAGACAGACGUUCAGUGGAUUAGCUGUGCUAGACUGGGAGGCAUGGCAGCCCAUAUGGAUGUGGAACUUCGGAACCAGAAUUGUUUAUCGUAAAUUUUCUAAAAAGCUGGUUAGGUUGGAACAUCCAGAUAUGUCAGAGGAGGAAGUGAAAUCCGAGGCGAAGGCGGAGUUUGAAUUAGCAGCAAGAGAGUUUAUGGAAAAGACUCUGCGCCUUGGUGUUCGCCUCUGUCCAAAUGGAUUAUGGGGGUUUUAUGGGUUUCCUGGUUGCUUUAACAAUCAUGGCCAAGGACAGAGCGGAUACACGGGGCAGUGCCACAAUGGCACUGAGAGUUUGAACGAUAGACUGGCGUUUCUAUGGCAACACUCCACUGCCCUGUAUCCCAGCAUUUAUUUAUGGCGUAAACUGGCAGGACACACACAUGCUCAACUAAUGGUGAGGCAUCGUGUACUUGAGGCCCUCCGAGUGGCAUCCCAGCAUUCACCUGGCACUGAAGCACUUCCUGUUUUUCCCUACGCCAGAUUGGCGUUCACACACACAUUGACAUUCCUGAAUCAGACAGAUUUGGAGCACACACUAGGUGAGAGUGCUGCUUUAGGUGCCGCUGGAGUUGUGUUAUGGGGCGAACUGAGUUUUGCCAAGUCCAAGCGGCAGUGCGCCCUCUUGCGUGAUUACCUAGGCUCAGUAUUAGGAGAGUAUGUCACCGCCCUGCAGGCCAGUGUGAGGAACUGCAGCGGAAGAAUGUGUAACGCCCAUGGACGCUGCGCUCGACGGGACCCUCACUCAGGUUACAUGAUCCCUCUACAUGGUACCCAUGAAGCUCUUCCUCUCAGUGACAUGAGGUCAAAGUUCAAGUGUUUGUGUUAUGAAGGAUGGAGUGGAGAACAAUGUGAGCAAAGAAGUUCCUAAGAACAGUGUGCUGUCCUGAUUUCCCCUGAUUAUAAACCACACACUGACUCAAUAGCGAUUGGAAUAGAUGCUUUUGAUUCAUCCAACAACAAUGAAGGCAUACAUGUUAAAAGUCAAUGUGAAACCCUUUUUGCAACCCAUUUAAUUUCUGUAAUGUGGCAUUUAUGAGUUAAAUAGAAUAUUCAAUAAAAAAAAAGUAGAGCAAGACUUGAGUUUAUCCAUCAGGAAUUGCUUGGAUGGCGAAAAGUGGGUGUUAUACAUACUAGAAUGAGGUUAGACUUGAAUCUUUGCUAAACAUUGCCUAAAUAGCAAUUUAACUAUUUAUUAACAUUAUCCAACAGAGUGCAACCAUUCCAGAAGUAUUUUUUACCAUUCAUUUUUCCUGAAGGGACUUUAAAAAAGUCUUUCUUAAAAGGUCAUAAGCUAUUAACCAAACCAACAAGCUACGAGGUGAAGUAAAACUUUAAUUUGAAGCAAAAAAACUAUUUGAAAAUAAAGGUUCAAGACUGUGUACUUAACAGCCUUUAUAAAAGAACUACAAUCUCAUGAAAAGAAUAGAACUACAAUCUCAUGAAGCACAGCAAAUUAUAUUGUUCAUGCUGUUAAAAAUUAACAGCUGUUAUAUAUAUAUAUAUAUAACAGCUGUUAAUUUUUAACAGCACGAUUUCUGGUGAAAAACUACAUUGCCCAUGAUUCUGCAAUGAAAUUUCCAACAAUCAGAGAAUCGAAACAAGCAAAUCAGGGCAAAAUAACUUUCUAGUGCCCAUCCACUCCCGUGAUCGAGUCUCCCUAAUCAAACUACUUAAAUAUUUGUUUUUAUUUCAACAAUAUCAUUUGCUGUGCUUCAUGAGAUUGUAGUUCUAUUCUUUUCAUGAGAUUGUAGUUCUUUUAUAAAGGCUGUUAAGCUCAAGUCUUGAGCUGUAUAUAUAUAUAUAUAUAUAUAUAUAUAUAUAUAUAUAUAUAUAUAUAUAUAUAAUCAUUAGAAGUAAUGAAGAAUGGUCUGUUAAAAGUUUAUAAAUUAUAAUCCCAUUUAUGGAGAAAAUAAAUGGGAUUUUUACUUCUAGAAUCUGACUGUUGCACUCUAUAACCCCAUGGCCUAAGUGACAUAAGCAGAAAUGGAAAGUCAUUUUAAGAGCACAUAUAAAUCAUUGACAAAAAGACCAGGAACAUAAUUAAUAGUAAAUUGGGACAAUUUUGAUUUCAUUUUAACUUUAAAGUGCUUCAAAAACCCAACAAAAUGUAAGAACCAUGUAAUUUAUC